AUCACGAAAGUUAUAUAACGAUGUGUUGAUCUUAACCCGAUUCAUUCUUGCACAGUAGGUGCUGAAAGAUGUUGUAUAAUUUGGUUGUGGAUGGUGUAGAUACCAAAGUGACGAUCAACGAAGAAAGUUUGAGGUUUGAAACAAUUAGCAAUGUAGAUAUCAGUUACCGGUUCGAUGAUGUCAUAGGCUGUGAAGAGGAAAUCAUGGGGUGGUUUUGGAGAACGGAAGUGACGCGGGUGUGGCUAAUCGAACAUGGCUCUUCCAACACAUUACUGAAGCAAUCGAGGGUUGUGUCUGGGGACCAAAGAAAACGUUUCCAACACGAUCUAACAGAGAAGAUAGGAAAAGAAACAAAGCGUCCCAAAAGUAUGUUGGUAAUGAUCAACCCGAAGGGGGGUAAUCGUACAGCCACGAAGGAUUUCAGAGAUAUAGUCGAGCCGGUGUUCAGACUUUCUGGAAUGUCCAUGGACAUAAUUUUCUCUAAACAUCCGGGACAUUUAAUUGAUGUUACUAAGAACUAUGACUUUACCAACACUGAUGCGAUCAUACUACUUGGAGGUGACGGGACAUACCACGAAGUGCUUAACGCAUUGAUGAGAAAGAAACAGAAGGAACAAGGCGUUGAUAUUAACGACCCAAAUGCAGCAUUAUCUCCCUUGAACAUUCCAUUCGGCUUGAUCCCAACUGGAUCGGCAAGUCAUUGGUCGAGAAAUUGCACAGGUUCGCGGGACGUUCUAACGACCGCUCUUCACGUCAUUCAAGGUAGAACCGUGACCUCCCCCCUCAUGGCUGUACAUAACAAUGGUAAAUAUGUUGGUUUCGGGUGUUCAGGAGUUGGCUAUGGAUUCCUUCCCAAUGUUUUAUAUCACGGUGAUAGGAAUUUUCGCUGGCUAGGACGAUCCCGAUACACAAUUGUUGCGUUGUGGGUGCUCCUGUUUGAAACUCUUGCACAAUACCAUUACAAUGCCAAACUCACCUUCCAAACAUCAGUCACCGAGCGACGUAACACUGAGACCAACGAGACAGAGAUCUUUGUUGCUGAUAGAAAGCUCACUGGAUACACUUCUUAUACUUCUGAUACAGUGAUCUAUAACCGGAAGUUCUUGGACAUGUUGUUGCUCAACGGUCAUAGCAUCUAUAAUGGGAAGGUCCUGGUAGACGCCUCCAGAAUGUUUGUUCCCAAACCAACAAUGUUUUCUUGUCUUCUUUUAUUCGACACGAUUCAAUCCGUAUCUGUACGAGAGUUUUUGAAGCAUUUUUUUGGAGCGACGUAUAUGGACGAUUUAAGUAGUGUGAUGGAUGUUUUACAUGCCCGAGAACUCAGUGUGGAAUUAUCUGAAAAUCAAGAAGACGCAGAUCAGGAUGUGUCAAUGACAAAGAGAAUAGCGCAACUAGAUGGGGAGAUAUACGAACUGGAGUCACCAAAUUUUCAAAUACGGUACAAACUGGAUGUUGUGCGGGUCUUUUCAAGUUACCUGUGAAGUGGCCCUAAUAUGCUUUCAUAGUUUUCUUGAUAUCUUAAAGUAUCGUUUGUGUAUUUUGUUCUUGCAAAACUUUGUGAACAUUUGCGCUUUAUUGUUUAGUUAAGUAUCCAUUGUCGGAAGUGUCUUAGGACUGAGUAGUGUCUUAGAAUGGUCUUAGGACAUGCUUAAAGUAAUUCCGGAAAAGCACGAAUAAUGUUUGUCGGGUUUAAUUUUUAACCAUUGUCCAUGAAUUGUCAUUGAUAUAACGAUAUUCGUGUACGUUCCCAUCUGUGCGUCUUUAUUCACAUGUAAACAAGCAAAUAAUAGAAAGGGUAAAUGUGCUUACGUAAAAACAAACGCCAAACAAUUAUUAACACACAAUAAUGGUAUAUUCAUUUUAGUUAAUUAAUUUUAGUUGAAGAUAUUGUUUGUCUUACUUCUAAAUUCAAGAAGAAAACUAUAACUAUUUAUUUUCACCUCACAGUGUAAUAAUUGAUCAUUUUUAAAAUCCCAUGCAACUGAAGUAGAUUACCAUGUAAGAUAAUUGAUAUAAAUGAUUAUUGUUUUCCGGAAUUAAAUUAGAAUUGGAUUUUUUCCCCAUUUCUAUUUAUUAAACUAAAGGUAACUUCACUUUUUUGUUUGAAAAUUAAUGUCAUAAUACUUUUUCAUCUGUAAAAUGGUUUUAAAAAUAUGAUAAUCUUGUGACAAUCCUGUCCCAUUUUCAAAGGACAAUCCUAAGACAUUUUGAUUUACAGUUUUCCUAAGAUUUGUCCUAAGAUAUAUCUUCAGAUCAAUCUUGGCAUACUUUCAAAAAUCAGGCCCGUUAUUGAGGUGUGUUAUCUUCAAUGCAGAGCAUCUUUUGUUAUUUUUAAUUGAUGCUUUUUGAAAACUACAUGUGUGUAUUGUACUAUGUCGAUUUCUUUUCAUAUUCUCAGAAAAGAUGGUUAUCAAUUCAAUUCGAUCUAUUUUGACGAAUCUUUUUCUAAUGAAUCAUGAGUUUUUGCUAAUUUUUGCAAUCUUUCUAGUAAGCAAUUUGUCCGGGUCAGUCUUCAGAAACUUUAUUACGGACGUUUCUACGCCAAUCAGUUGGUUUAUCACCUGGACAAGGAUUAUUGCGGUGAUUACUAUCGGUUUUCUGCGGAUCGUAUUACUAUCAUCAAUAACAUUACUUCUAUCUAGCAUUUGUGUAUGUCCCUUCUCCAAAAUUUUACAGAUAAUCGGAAGCCUUUUAUCAUGCGACACCUAUAGCAAAGCAUUAUCCCUGUUUGGGAAAGGGCAACCAUCACUUAACAAAAUGCAUUCUUCAUCGUACUCAGGGGUCCAUGUUUGCCCAACUCUCUAUUUUUUAUUGCUUACAGGAGUUAUGAGAUUGAUCACUGUUCGUUAUCUUAAUCUGUCAUCAUCAGAAUUUUCCAAGUACCCAAUGGUACAAAACGCAAAUGCAUAUGUAUAUAGAUAUUGCGAUAUCAUGGGAUCCUAAUUUGGUUUUAUACUAUAUAGAACUUGCUUUGAGCCACGGAGAUAGACAAAUUAACCUUAAGACUUUUCCUGCAAUUCUUGAUCACGUUAUAAGUUGUUUUCAUAACACAGAACUGUUUGCCAGCUUUCUUUAUCAUAAAUCCGUGAAUUUCAAAA
Messenger RNA from Ostrea edulis (European flat oyster), 3098 nucleotides. RefSeq lists its product as uncharacterized. The record is from RefSeq and is a predicted model, not a curated record. Gene Ontology annotation, molecular function: kinase activity. The coding region runs from base 69 to 1481 and encodes 470 amino acids. Lineage: Eukaryota; Metazoa; Mollusca; Bivalvia; Ostreida; Ostreidae. The transcript has 12 exons.